AUGCCACUGGCUAUUGCCGUCGGCCGCCGUGUUGUUCUUCUCGUUUGCACCUUGAUCCUCGUCAUGGGCACAGUACUCUGUAUUACUGCUGAAUCAUACGAAUGGCAUCUCGGAGCACGCAUGUUGAUUGGGUUUUCUGCUGGACAGAGUGAAGCUUUGGUUCCGAUGAUCACCCAGGAAGUAUUCUUCCUUCAUGAACGAGCAAAGUACCUCAUGGUCCAGCAAACGGUGCAGGUUAUCUUGACCACGAUUUGGACUCUAUUUGCCAGCCCAAUCGCCGGUGCCAUCACACCUCAAGGAUGGUAUGGUCUUGGCGCAGGGCUAGCAGGCCUCCAAUUCUUCGUGGCGCUAUUCCUCCUACCAGAAACCAAGUAUGAUCGUGAUCUAUCUGCAUACCAAGAGUUCACCAGUAAUCCCAAUCAGCCAGGAAAUGACAUCGAAGCAAGCGAUUCUGGGAAACCAACAGUUGUGUUAUGCAAGCACAGGCCCGCAUUGGACUUCGUCCACUACCAGCCGCGAACUUGGAAGUCAGACAUGCGUCUUUGGAUCGGCAAGCCUGAGUGGUAUAAGGCAGCGGAUGUUCUUAAGGUAUAUCAUUCUAUUCGCGCGCCUGGAACCCGACGUCAAAACACAGCUAAUGUAACUAUCACACAGCAAACCUUUGAGCUUUUAUUCUUCCCCAAUGUAUUCUGGGCUCUAUGUCUGAACGGACUCACCCUUGGCGUCAAUAUCGCCAUGGGAACAACAUACGGCACCAUCCUCACAGCCGCCCCAUACAACUGGCCCGACACAAGCGCCAGCUACGUGAACUGCGGACAAAUCGUCGUAGCGCUCAUAGCACUACCUCUCCUGGGCACAGGAUCAGACAGAUUAAUCCGACGGUAUGCAGAGCGCAACGGUGGAGUUCAUGAGCCGGAAACUCGGAUUCUACCUUUAGUUCUCCCGAUCAUAGUGGGAACAUUCACGAUCAUUCUGUAUGGGCAGGGUGCUGCGCAUCCAGAUAAGUAUCAUUGGUUUGUUUAUGUGUGGGCUAUGUCUGCUUACUACUUUGCUUUUGUGGGAGCUAAUAUUGUGGCUAUCACUUAUCUACUUGAUAGUUAUCCUGCCCGGGCUGGCCCUUUGCUGGUGAUUAUUUGUGCGUUCCGUGGGUUUAUUUCUUUUGGUACCAGCUAUGGCACGACGCCUUUUGUGCAGAGUCAUGGCUAUGAUGGGGCUUUUGGGAUUUUCGGUGCUCUUACUGCUGCGUUCGGGUUGCUUGGUUUGCCGAUUUAUAUUUGGGGGAAGAGGAUUCGUCAGUUCACUGGUAGGUUUGCGAAGAGCAAGACGGUUUAA
Messenger RNA from Penicillium salamii, 1332 nucleotides. The record is from the annotation of a GenBank genome assembly. NCBI's taxonomy places the organism in Eukaryota, Fungi, Ascomycota, Eurotiomycetes, Eurotiales, Aspergillaceae.